Messenger RNA from Gryllus bimaculatus (two-spotted cricket), 2521 nucleotides. NCBI's taxonomy places the organism in Eukaryota, Metazoa, Arthropoda, Insecta, Orthoptera, Gryllidae. The record is from the annotation of a GenBank genome assembly.
AUGGUAUAUUUACCUGACUACGGUGGCACUAUAGAUAUACUGAGGCUUCUGAACUUGUCAGCCCGAACUCCCGGAGUUGCCCAGGUUCCGGGUCCUAUUCUGAAUGUGCCUGCUUUCAAACUGAGGCCUGGAUUUGGACUUGUACAAGUACCCAAUCCUUCUGCAGUCACCUCUGCUCUGUCAAGUUCUGCAGGCUUCACAUUGGUUUUUGUUUAUCGUCAACACCGUAAAUCACUUGCGGGCGGCCUGGGCUGGACGUUCGUGCACCUGUCGCUGAACUCCUCCACCAACAUGCUGCGUCUGCAGCUGGACUGCCAGCCGGCCCGCGAGCAACCCGUGGCCGGCAGCGGCGGGCGGGGCGGCGCCCGCGCGCUGCCCGGCGGCCUCGUGCCGCACAUGCACGUGCCCGACGACGCGCUCGUCUACUUCCGCCAAGAGCCCGGAUUCAAGAAGAAGUUCCUGGGGUCCAUGCAGGUGGCUAAGGUCUACCCGUACGCCACCACUCAGCACAGUGACUGGACUUGCGAUGGAUAUCGCCUGGUGCGCCAAACGCAGUGAUCUGUACCCUUUGUGGACCCAAUUUCUUUGUAACUUCCCUCUCAAGUACAUGUCAAAUAAAACAAAAUCUCUUCGUGUCAAUGCACGAGACUGCAAAACUGCAAAACAAUAAAAUACAGAAAAACAAUGUAAGCACAAAAACUGUCGCAUUAUUUUUUCGGAAUGGGAAAAGAGUGUUAUUGCUCAUGUGAAAUGUGAAGUAGCUGACAAUGUGAAGACGUAUAUUAAUUAUGAAUUCAUACAUACAUAACGAAUGACAGAGGAUUUGUUUCAUUUGACUCCCAACUCUCCAUUUGCUGACGGAUUAGUGAUUGGGCUAUUGUCCCAUUGUACCAAGAAAUAUACCUUUUAGUCGUUCUGAUCUCGACUAAUUGGCUACAGACACUACAUUUAUAACAAUGAUACUUGUAAUUUUAUUAUCGAUUGAGGCUCUCUGAUGAUUCUUCAGAGCAUUUCACAAAUUUUAUAGAAGAUAUUCCUUACCCAAUCAUUUUAUCCAUUGUUCAAGUCAACUUCAGUAUAAUUACCAUUACCAGUAGAAUUUAGUUUUAGCUUUUCAUGUUUAUUUAGAUGUAAGAAUAGAGUAUUUUUGUGUACUCUGUUGAGUUGUUUCGCUGAGUCUAUUCCAUAUGCAGAGAAAAAAAGAUUAUUUUAUCUUCAAGUAAAAAGUAAUGUAUUGUGAAUUUAUGCUUGAGAAAGGGGGAUGUGUACGGUGUAACUGAUCACGUAUUGCCCUAGCUUAAUAAAUGUGACUUUCGUAAUGAUUUUCCUUUAAGGGAAUUCUAAAUUUUGCGGAAGGAUUACCAGAAUAUCCAUAAGUAUGCUUUCAACUUUUCUACCAUCACGUCCAUGUUUGAAUGGCAUGUAAUCAUCGAGCUUCUGUCAAGUACAUCAAAAAUAUUAUUUGGAUCAAAUAAUAAUGAAAUAUUUGUAUAAUUUUUAUUAUUUGGAUCCUAUUGAAAGAAUACUAAAGUGUUGGACAACAGUGUAGAUCAAUAAAGCCUUCUCGUAAAUGUUUGUUUCUUUAAAUCAUUUGUAUAAUUCCCGAACGACGAAACCCUCAGAAAUUAAUAGAAUGAACGCACUGAAACAAGAUAAUGUAAUUAAAUUAUUAUAUUUACAUAUCUAGUUGCCACACAUGCAAUUGGUGUAUCCUCAGUGCAAAAAAUAAACGUAAAAGAAAAACUUGCGACUUCAGAAGAUGUUUCUCUAGAAUAUUUUAUGAAAUCUACGUUAGAUUUUUCAAUUGUGCGAGGCAGGUACAAAGAAGUCAUAAAUUCUGGAGCUGUUUUUAAGUAUCAAUGAAAAGGAAUAUAUCAUAAGAAUAAUGAAUUAUUCCAUAAUCACACGUGCAUCUCACAGGUUAUUUCAUUUGGGAUGUGAAUCACGAUGUGGAUGUGGAUAUGAUACCAAAUGUGAUGCAUUAUCCGCUCAACGCCUUUCAUCGACAAUCGUAAGUAAUAAUUAGGUAAGUUAAAAUGAUUAUUAGUGGUGGACCGAACUCGAAAAAAUUACAUUACUCGAAGUUGAAUUUUUAUUAUAUUUGUUUAUAUAUUCCGUAGAGUCGAAAGUUCUCUAUUCAGAUAAAAAAAUAUAAAAAGUGCGCUUACAGAAUUUCUUUCGUCUUAAAUAUUUGUUUACUUAUUCAGUGACCUACAGCAGAUUCGAAUUAAUUUUUGUGAAUUAAAAUAGCUGAUUAUAACGAAUCAAUAUCAUAAUUUUACCUAAUGUUCUAAAUAUUGCAUGAAAGAAAGAAAGAAAACCAACUAAUUUUAAUCUGUAGGGAAUAUUUUUCGCUUACGCGCAUUAAAAUCUCGCGCACGAUGGAUAAAAUACAUAUAAAGUGUAAAGUUCAAGUAUGAAGUCUGGUAUAAAAUAUAAAUGUGUAAAUGUAAAAUGUAAAGUAUACGAAAUAUAAUCUAUAUAAAGUAAAUUAAGAGAAAUCCCAUCGCUAAAAUGUCAG